This is a messenger RNA of Pipistrellus nathusii (Nathusius's pipistrelle), 834 nucleotides long. The record is from the annotation of a GenBank genome assembly. NCBI's taxonomy places the organism in Eukaryota, Metazoa, Chordata, Mammalia, Chiroptera, Vespertilionidae.
AUGGCUGACCCCUGGGAGGAGUGCAUGGACUACGCGGUGACCCUGGCAAGGCGAGCUGGAGAGGUGGUUCGCGAAGCUCUGAAAAAUGAAAUGAAUGUUAUGAUUAAAAGUUCUCCAGCCGACUUGGUCACUGUGACUGACCAGAAGGUUGAAAAGAUGCUUCUCUCUUUCAUCAAGGAAAAGUACCCAUCUCACAGUUUCAUCGGUGAGGAGUCCGUGGCUGCCGGCGAGAAAAGUGUCCUCACCGACAACCCCACGUGGAUCAUCGACCCCAUUGACGGGACCACUAACUUCGUGCACCGAUUUCCUUUUGUGGCUGUUUCCAUCGGCUUCGUUGUCAAUAAAGAGAUGGAGUUCGGCGUCGUGUACAGCUGCGUGGAGGACAAGAUGUACACGGGCCGGCGGGGCCGGGGCGCCUUCUGUAACGGCCAGCGGCUGCAGGUCUCCCGGCAGGAAGAUGUCACCAAGGCACUCCUGGUGACGGAGCUGGGCUCCUCCCGAACGCCGGAGACCGUGCGGACCGUCCUCGCCAACAUGGAGAAGCUGCUCUGCCUGCCCAUCCACGGGAUCCGAGGAGUCGGGACGGCAGCUGUCAACAUGUGCCUGGUGGCCAGCGGAGCGGCGGACGCGUAUUACGAAAUGGGCAUUCACUGCUGGGACAUGGCGGGAGCGGGCGUCAUUGUCACCGAGGCCGGCGGCGUGCUGCUGGACGUGACAGGGGCACCGUUCGAUUUGAUGUCGCGGAGAGUCAUUGCUGCGGGCAGCCAAGCCUUAGCGGAGAGGAUAGCCCGGGAAGUCCAGGUGGUGCCCUUCCAGCGAGACGACGAAGACUGA